AUGUAUCAUUCUAACUGGUUUCAAACAAAACUUAUUUUAAUUGCUCUUACUUUUACUGAUGUGUUACCAUUUGUCGCGCCUUCGUUCCACUUCAAUCUCCCCACAUUUAAUGCAGAUAGUUGUAUAGCUGGAUGCCUGUUGCCCAGAAGCAACCAUACUAUAUGGUUACCAUACAAUUAUCCACCAUGUAUUUAUCCUGGUCAACCGUUGCUUUUUUGGCCCGGUACAAAAGCUUGUAAUAUGCCAAUAUUUCUGCAUUCUAGCAGUGUUUCCCUAGAUUUUUUGUCUGGUGUACUAUUCGCAGAAGAACAUGUAUGCUUUGAUGUCAAACCGUGGGAAGUGAAAUUUUCUUAUGCAUGUUUUAAUAGCUCUGUUAUUUAUCAUACAUUUCUUGUUAUGGAUCACAAGAAGUAUGCUUCAAAACUACGGUCAAAACGAUGGUUACGGCGCAGAAAUCCCACAGUACCUCGGAUACACUUCCAGCAAGAGCGAUACAUCACGCAAAUACCAGAAGAUUUAUCCAUUAAUUCAUUAAUUUUCAAGCUGCAAGCUACCCAUAUUACUAAUGAAUCAGUGUAUUAUGCUAUGGUAGCGCCUGAAGAUUCACGUACAGCAAACACUUUCACCCUUGACACAGUUUCAGGAGAAAUACGUGUUGGAAAGACGCUUGAUCGAGAAACAUUGGAUCGACAUGUACUCAAAGUUACGGCAUAUGAACGGCUAGAUCCCGCCGUAUCAACUAGUAGUUCGAUUAUUGUGGAAAUAUUAGAUGUUCAAGACAAUGCACCUAUAUUUGAGCGCAAUUCAUAUUAUUCUGAAAUCAGAGAGGAUGCA
Thelazia callipaeda (thelaziosis nematode) is the source of this 834-nucleotide messenger RNA. Lineage: Eukaryota; Metazoa; Nematoda; Chromadorea; Rhabditida; Thelaziidae. The record is from the annotation of a GenBank genome assembly.